AUGACCGCCCAGAACCUCCCCCACGAGCCCGAGUUCGAGCAGGCCUACAAGGAGCUUGCCUCAACUCUCGAGAACUCCACUCUCUUCCAGAAGAAGCCCGAAUUCCGCAAGGCCCUGCAGGUCGUCUCCGUCCCCGAGCGCGUCAUCCAAUUCCGCGUUGUCUGGGAGGAUGACCAGGGCAACGUUCAGAUCAACCGCGGUUUCCGUGUCCAGUUCAACUCCGCCCUUGGCCCUUACAAGGGUGGUCUUCGUUUCCUCGGUUUUGAGCAGAUCUUCAAGAAUGCCCUCACUGGCCUGAACAUGGGUGGUGGUAAGGGUGGUUCCGACUUCGACCCCAAGGGCAAGUCUGACAACGAGAUCCGCCGUUUCUGUGUCUCCUUCAUGACCGAGCUCUGCAAGCACAUUGGUCAGGACACUGACGUUCCCGCUGGUGACAUUGGUGUCACUGGCCGUGAGGUCGGCUUCAUGUUCGGCCAGUACAAGAAGAUCCGCAACCAGUGGGAGGGUGUUCUCACCGGUAAGGGCGGUAGCUGGGGUGGUUCUCUGAUCCGCCCCGAGGCCACUGGCUACGGUGUUGUCUACUACGUUGAGCACAUGAUCAAGCACGCCUCUGGUGGCAAGGAGUCCUUCGCUGGCAAGCGUGUUGCCAUCUCCGGAUCCGGCAACGUCGCCCAGUACGCCGCUCUGAAGGUCAUUGAGCUUGGUGGCUCCGUCAUCUCGCUCUCCGACUCCCAGGGUGCUCUCCUCCUCAACUCUGAGGAGGGCUCCUUCACCCCGGAGGAGAUCAACCAGAUCGCCGCCAUCAAGGUCGAGCGCAAGCAGAUCUCCGAGCUCGCCUCCACCUCCGCCUUCGCUUCCAAGUUCAAGUACAUCCCCGGUGCCCGCCCCUGGACCAACGUCACCGGCCGCAUCGACGUCGCUCUCCCCUCCGCUACCCAGAACGAGGUCUCCGGUGACGAGGCUAAGGCUCUCAUCGCCGCUGGCUGCAAGUUCAUCGCCGAGGGCUCCAACAUGGGUUCCACUCAGGAUGCCAUCGAUGUCUUCGAGGCCCACCGUGAGGCUAACGCCGGUGCCUCCGCUAUCUGGUACGCCCCCGGUAAGGCCGCCAACGCUGGUGGUGUCGCUGUCUCUGGUCUUGAGAUGGCUCAGAACUCUGCUCGCGUCAACUGGACCUCCGAGGAGGUUGAUUCCCGCCUGAAGGGCAUCAUGGAGGACUGCUUCAAGAACGGUCUGGCUACCGCCCAGGAGUAUGUCACUCCCGCCGCUGGCUCCCUGCCUUCCCUGGUCGCUGGUUCCAACAUUGCUGGCUUCACCAAGGUUGCUGAGGCCAUGAAGGACCACGGUGACUGGUGGUAA
Molecule: messenger RNA, 1356 nt
Organism: Penicillium cosmopolitanum
Lineage: Eukaryota; Fungi; Ascomycota; Eurotiomycetes; Eurotiales; Aspergillaceae
Exons: 3
Coding region: 1-1356 (451 amino acids)
Cellular component (GO): cytosol
Molecular function (GO): L-glutamate dehydrogenase (NADP+) activity
Source: RefSeq, a predicted model, not a curated record